Molecule: messenger RNA, 894 nt
Organism: Penicillium malachiteum
Lineage: Eukaryota; Fungi; Ascomycota; Eurotiomycetes; Eurotiales; Aspergillaceae
Exons: 3
Coding region: 1-894 (297 amino acids)
Cellular component (GO): cytoplasm
Molecular function (GO): oxidoreductase activity, acting on the CH-OH group of donors, NAD or NADP as acceptor
Source: RefSeq, a predicted model, not a curated record
AUGCCAGCGCUUGAUCUACAAGGUAAAAAGGCUCUCAUUACGGGCGGGGGUUCAGGGAUUUGCCUUUCUUUGGCAAAGGCGUUUUACGAAAAGGGAUGCUUUGUCCUACUAGCAGAUCUUGGUCUCCACGCCUCAGCCGAAGAAUGGCUGAAGACCGUCCAACGCCAGCCUUCCCCAAAAGUCCGAUUCCACAAAACUGAUGUUAGUGAUUGGAAACAACUAGAAGCGGCAUUCGACACCUUUGAGAAUGAAUUUGGGGGAUCCCCUGACAUUGUUGUUCCGGGCGCUGGAGUCUACGAACCUUCGUCAAACGGUUUCUGGGCAGAUUCAGAUGAUGCGUCGCAUUAUAAGCUGUUUGACAUCAAUAUCGUGCACCCCAUCAAAAUUUCAAGAAUUGCCAUCAAGAAUCUGCGUCGGGACCAGAAGCCGGGUGUGAUCGUACACAUUUCUAGCAUCACGGCCCAAAUCCCUAGUGUGGUCAACCCUCUUUACUCGGUCUCGAAGCAGGCAAUCAGCCAAUUUGUAAGAUGCAUAGCACCAUUGGAUGAUUUGGCCGGGAUUCGCGUUGUUGCUGUGGCUCCUGAGGUCGUCGACACUCCUCUCUUUCGCGACAGCGCUAAGGCUCGUGAGCAUAUCGAUCUGGAAAAGGAUUUUGUUCUUCCACCAGAAGAGAUUGUCAAGGCUAUGGUUUCUCUGGUAACAAGCUCCAAAUAUCCAUCGGGCUCUAUUAUUGAGAUUGGAGACCUUGGUGGUUGGCGUGAGGUGGGUCUCCUUAAUGACCCCGGUCCUCAAGGUCGAUCAACCCUGCCGAGGCCCAAGGCCAAGAAUGCGAUUAAGCUGGUUGAACAGGCGUUGAAAGAUGAUGCAAAGCAGGCUAGGCGGUCUAAUCUGUAG